AUGGCUGAUGCCUUCGCCUUCGACAGCCGUCCGCCGGCGUCCUUCAUCUCUUACUGUGCCAAGGAGGCUGCAGACGAAGCGCACGCACUGCGGUGUGGUUUGCUCGAGUACUCACCAACGAGCAGCGUUACUUUGAGUCCGACUCGCCGCAACGACCCAGCUGCCGCUGCGCGUGCCCGCGAUGCCAUCCACAGCGCAGAUCUCAUCAUCAUCCUGGGCACCACCAGCUUUGGCACCAAGACAGACGCCGUCUUCAACACCUAUGAGGAGCUGCAGCUCAUCUUCAAGUCCAAGAAGUCCGUUGUGUUACUCCAGAUGUGCCCGGAAUUUUCAUUCCCAGCAACACGCUGUGUCUUCUCACUCAUGCCAGUCCGAACCUUGAUCUGGACGUGUGAUCGCGACCCUUCACCACCAGAGCAUCUCCUGUACACCAUCACUGGCCUCGCACAGCUGGCGGCAAACACGGAGCGAAGCCCCCACGCACGGACUGCUCGCCGAUACGACGCAGGCUUGGGCCCCUCCCUGGGGGCAUCUACCGACACCGAGGAGCCGCCGGAAGCGCCAAUUGCCGUGUCCGAUGACGAAGAUGGCACCCAGGACGACGACGAUGUAUCCCUCGCCACGGCCAGCGCCCACGACGCAGACGACGAGGGCGAUGCUGGCUCGAAGGUCGCUAGGGUUGCCAGCAGCUCAGCUCGUCUCGGGUCCAUGGCCAGCAUGCGAGGCAGCCACUCGGAGCCGAUGCACGCUCGGACAGCUGUCCUCACACCACCGCCCACGCCCAUCGCGGCAGUGGCUACGCUGCCCAGCACAAGCAGUGACACGCGGCUUGACCGAGCCAAUGCCCGCCAGGACAUACACGCGGCUGUUCGCGCCAUUCAUGAGUCCGUCCAAAACCCUCUUGCCCUGGUCAACGCGCUGCAGGCACUGGCGACCUGUAUUCGCCGCAAUGCAGCACGCACCGUCCCCUAUCUCACCACCGAUUACCCGACCAUCGACGUCAUCACAGCCGUCAUGCUCGUGCACCCUGGUCGCCGCCUGCUCCAGCGGCUGGGCUGCUUCAUCCUCAAGCAUGUGGCUGCCUUCUACUGCGGGGAUGUCGUGUACAGCACCACGGCAACGGUUGAUGCGGCGCUGCUCGACCUCAGCGGCAUCCUGCACAAGGUGAUGCUGGACUUUCCCGCGGUGGCCGUGGCUGCGAUGUUGGAGUUUCCUGGCGACCCCAAGUUGCAGAAGUACGCGUGCCAGCUGCUGGACGUGCUAGUGCGUGCGCACGCAGAGCUGCGCACGUGUGUCGUGCACACGGGUGGGCUGCCCGCUGUGGUCGUUGCCAUGGAGCGCCACCCGCGGCGCAGCGGCAUCCAGCAUGCCGGCUGCAAGGUGGUCGCGGAGCUCACGCGGAGGGGCACUGUCAGCGCCCUGGACGUCAUCCAAGCGGGCGGCCUGGACGCCGUGAGGGACGCCGUGUGGAACCACGUCGACGACGCGGCCGUCGUGACAACUGCAAGCGAGUGCAUGGCUACCCUUGUCGCAGCUGCGCGGGACGAAGACGAUGAUGAUGAUGAUGAUGAUGAUGUUGACAGCGACAUUGGCAGCGAGAUUGAAGUCGAGAAUGACACCUGGCUCAGCCCGGCGUACGCCACGGUUGUGCCGAGGUGGGCGCGAACCGCCGCCUUGGCGCUGCUGGAGGCCCUUCAGCUGCACAGGCGCAGUGCCGAUGUCAACGAGCACGGGCUUCGUGCGCUUGCUUGUCUCAUGCCGCACGCAUGCCGCGUCCAGCGGGACCUUGAGCUUCGCAUGGCCCGGCGCGGUGGGGAACGGUCUGCGCACGGCCCGCAUGAUGUCUCAUCAGCAGCAGGCACAGACGUCAUCGAUAGCCGCGCGUGCGGUGUUGCCAGCGCCGCCCUCUUCAACUUCCCUUCCAGCGAAGCCCUGCACCAUCUGGCGCAUCGCGUCAUCGCCUGCUGUCAUCGAGCGUAG
Molecule: messenger RNA, 1980 nt
Organism: Salpingoeca rosetta
Lineage: Eukaryota; Choanoflagellata; Craspedida; Salpingoecidae
Exons: 1
Coding region: 1-1980 (659 amino acids)
Source: RefSeq, a predicted model, not a curated record